Molecule: messenger RNA, 3159 nt
Organism: Exophiala viscosa
Lineage: Eukaryota; Fungi; Ascomycota; Eurotiomycetes; Chaetothyriales; Herpotrichiellaceae
Exons: 4
Coding region: 1-3159 (1052 amino acids)
Biological process (GO): regulation of transcription by RNA polymerase II
Cellular component (GO): nucleus
Molecular function (GO): DNA-binding transcription factor activity, RNA polymerase II-specific; RNA polymerase II transcription regulatory region sequence-specific DNA binding
Source: RefSeq, a predicted model, not a curated record
AUGGCUUCAGGUUCCAGGCUUGGGUACCAACAAGGCUCUGGACGGGUUCGAGUCGACUCUGAUCCCUUUAUUCUACUUCACCAUGCUGGCGGAGCAACUCUGCUCGACACAGCCUCUGCCGCGGACACAGAUUUGAUCGGGGUCCAGUCCCAAUUACCCGGAAUGAACUCUGCCAGUGAUGACACGUCCACGAUAUAUCCAUCGCCUGCUGGCUACCACUCCUCGGAAUAUUCUGAUCCUUUCAUGCCUUUUCUUUCGAGUGACGAUUCCCAAGGCAACUUCCAGUAUCUUGCUCCUGACUCUGACUUGAACUCGCCCCUGUCUCCGAGUUCCCAGCAUACUCCUCUUCAAGCUGUUGGUGAUUCCAGUCACAAUUCUAGUUCUCUUCAGCUACAGAGCCAGCCUGGGGAUCAAGGACCGUGGACACAAUUAGACGUUUUCAGACGACGGAGUUCUCCCUUGCCGGACAACACCACUACUCAUCUACUUGAACAUCCACAACGUCUGAAUACACCUACCCAUCGACCGCGACAUUCGUCCGCCAGUGGAGAGGUGUCGAACGGAGAUUCUGGCUACUUCACUGGAUCGCGCAAGUCACAUCAUGGGUUCGAGUCUGUGACAGGUCUUUUCGGAGAACAGAUGGAUCCUCGGGAACAGAAUUAUACCCAAGUACCUCAAUUCAAUAUACCGCAAGGAGCCGGAUAUGUCUCCUCUGCCUCAGCGACCAUCAUUACUCAGGCUGACUACAACCACAACAAUCUACCUCCGCCUCCAUAUACUCUGACUCCGCAAGAUAUCCAGCCGGCCCAGGAGAACAUGGCCUUAUACUGCCCCGAAUGCGACUGGCACGCAAAGACAAAUUCCGAUUUCAAGAAACACAACGCCCGCCAUGAGCGACGACAUGUUUGUCCGCUUAGUGGAUGCUCUCGUAAAGGCAAAGGCUUUGCUACAUCCAACGAUCUUGACAGACACCUGAAGACCGUUCACCAAAUCAAUAGGCGGCGUGGUAGCAAGUACUUCAAGUGCUUUUCGGAAGGUUGUACAAAAGCAGACAAGCAAUGGCCCCGGCAGGACAAUUUCAAGCAACAUCUCAUUAAAAUGCAUCCAGGUGAGGAUGUGGAGGUGUUGUUAAGAAUAUCUAACGACUGGUUCGCGCAGCAUGGACAUCAGGCGCACAAUGAGCCACAGGAUGACACACAGUCAAACACGGCUCCUGAUGAGAUGGACAUUGACAGUUCCAAUGUGUCUGUUACACAGCAGUUUCCAGCAUAUCCAGCAGACAACUUCAUGUUCCCGAUGGGCAAUGCACUGCAGCACGAGUUUAACUUGAAUUCCCAGCCUUUCGACCCAGGCUUUGCUGUUACACCAACCCCUCGACAUACAACUCGGGGACAACACCGGCGCCGUGUUUCGACCUCGGCAACUGGCUCUCGUCCACAAGCACAGUUUCCACUUCCUCCUCUCGACACCAGCAACGUGGGCCAAUUCUCAACCCCCAUGCAAAGGACAAAAUCAUCACAAGCCUACCAACUGCAGUAUCCCGACGCUGGACCGUUCCAGAGCAACACGCUUUAUCAUGUGGGACACGUUUCCAUACCUGAUUCUUCUUGGACCAAUCUAGAGCCAUAUUUGCCGAACAUGAGGCCUGAUUAUCCUGUCAAGUAUACUGUCGAGAAUCAGCAGAUCUUUAGGACCAAAGGUCCCCAUACAGUGGCCAACCCCUCCUUUGAUGUAAAUAGGAUGACAGAUGUUCCUUCUCCACUGGAACCACAACCUUCGAUGCUGAACGAGCUGAGGGGACAACAAGACGACUUUCUGAUGAAUACGACGGGUGGUGUGGCGAGUGAAAGUGUCACUCCUAUCUCGCCGCAGCAGAGCUUUCAAUGCAAAAUAACACCUCCGGAUAAUGAAGGCAAGCCAAACGAGGCAGAGCUUACUAGGCUUCGUGAUCUUGCAGAGGACAUCCACAAAUUCGUCGACGAUUACAAAAAGUCAAAGCCUGACUCACCACUGCCAAUCGAAGACAUUUUCAGUCGCGUCAGACUUACUAUGGGUUCGCUGAGCAGCGUUGGGAGCUCAUCAGUGAGUCGUGUUACUGGCGAAGCCGACACUGAAAGUGCUGUGAGCAAGACAUCCCCAAUUACCAGGGAGGGUGUCCAUGUAUGCCCAGUUUGCCGCAAGACGAAGAAGCGUCCGAGUAAAUUGAAGAAGCAUAUGCAGCGACACGAAAAGCCCUAUGGAUGUACGCAUGAUGGAUGCUACGGCAAGACAUUCGGCAGCAAGAGUGACUGGCAACGACACGAGCGAGGCUGCACCAUUAUGCCUCAACAGCAAGAUUGCUGGCGUUGUUUCAAAUGUCACGAUGUAUGUUGGGAUCAGGGAGAGUACAUUCGUCACAUGAUCAAUGUGCACUCCAUCAAGCAAGUGGAGAAGACUCCGUACAGCCCCAGACAUCAGCGCAUUGCCAGGAACUACGAGGGCCCUUUCUGGUGUGGGUUCUGCAACAAGAUCAUCCCGCUUCCGCAUCAAAAGCAGGGCGUCGAGGCGUUCAAUCUCAGGUCUGACCACAUCGCCGAACACUUCACAAAGGAGAAGAAGAGCAUCAAGGACUGGAUUGAGCUGACCGGCCACGGGAUGACCAAAGAACUUCGCAGCAAGGAAGGACAAGGGCAGAACCCUUCUUCUGCGAUUGCCAUCCAGGAAGACGACAAUUGUAUCUUGUCGCCUGAACUCGAGAGCGCAGGUACACAAUCGUCCUCGUCCAUGCAAAGCGGAAUGUUUGGAGAGCAAGUCUUCUACCCGCAGUCUCAGUCUUCGUCCUUGGGCAUCGUGGGCUUCAACAAUCACCAACAGUUGCAGUUCAGUAACCCAUUCCAGAGUCUGCUGCAGCAGCAACAGAUCAUGACGGGCCAGAUGGAGAUGAGCACGGCAGGUCGGCAAGCACCAGGUCAGAUGAACCCUAUGCAUGCCCAUGCCGACCCGGCACGGCAAAGGCGACAUCAUCAACAACCCCGCAAGCGCACACAGCAGCUGGCCCAGUCCGUCGAGUGUUGUCAGUGCUCGGUUCCUGCCAAUGUAAUGCUCAGCAAGGUUUGUAUUUGUGACCACCUGUUUUGCGACUUUUGCAAAUACCGGGGAGCUCCCAAGGAUGAUCACUGA